UCAGGCAGUUAUUUGCAUUCCUGAGAAAGUGACAGCUACCGUCUCAAACCGAAAAAGAAGAAAAUCGUAUUCUUUCAUUUUUUGACCUUUUAUCUCAAAUGAUUCACUGGGAAGAGGAGUUAUGCAGUUGAAGCACCUAAAGACGUUACUUAACCCGCAGGAUGGAGCAGCGAAAAUCACUGCGAUGGCUUGGGCACCAAACAACACCAAGCUUGCGGUGUGUACGGUGGAACGGGUGGUGCUUCUCUUUGACGAGCAGGGCGAGAGAAGAGACAAGUUUGGCACCAAACCACUAGAUUCAAAGUACGGUAAGAAGAGUUACACAGUCAAAGCCAUGGCCUUCUCACCAGACUCUACCAAGAUAGCUAUCGGACAGACGGACAACAUCAUCUUUGUCUAUAAGAUAGGCGAUGAUUGGGAUUCCAAGAAGGUCAUUUGCAACAAGUUCGUCCAGCAGAGUGCCGUGACCUGUCUCAUCUGGCCACCGGAGAGCAAUAUCGUCUUUGGUCUGGCCGACGGUAAGGUCAGGGUGGCCAACCCCAAGAGCAACAAGUCCUCCACGCUCUACGGGACGGACUCCUACGUCGUCUCCAUUGCCCCAAACCUUUCAGGUAAGGGAAUCCUCUCUGGCCACGCCGACGGCUCCAUCGUCCGCUACUUCCUUGAAGACGAGGGCACCGGGGAAUCGCAAGGCAAGGUCGCGACCCACGCCUGCCCUCCGUACGCCCUCUGCUGGGCGGGGAACAGCAUCGUGGCAGCCGGCUGCGACAAACGCAUUGGAAUCUACAGCAAGGAAGGGCGCAUCAAUCAGCAGUUUGAUUUCAGUCGGGACUCGGAGGAGCAUGAAUUCACGGUUGCCGUCAACAACCCGGGAGGACAGUCUGUGGUAGUGGGUAGCUACAAUAGACUGCGUGUGUUCAACUGGGCCCCUCGUCGCGGCAUGUGGGAGGAGGCCCGUAUGAAGGAGAUCCCAAACCUUUACACCAUCACGACCCUCGCCUGGAAGAAAGACGGAUCUAGACUCGUUGCUGGCACAUUAUGUGGCGGUGUGGAGCUGUUUGACUGUUGCCUCCGUCGUUCCGUCUUCAAGAACAAGUUUGAGAUGACCUAUGUCGGACUGAGCCAGGUCAUUGUCAAGAACCUAUCCUCGGGCACGAGAGUGGUGCUCAAGUCUCACUAUGGAUAUGAGAUUGACGAGGUACGUAUCCUUGGCAAAGACCGCUACCUGGUGGCGCACACGACCGACACGCUGCUCCUGGGUGAUCUGAGCUCCAACAAACUCAGUGAGGUCCCGUGGCAGAACACGGGAGGCAAUGAGAAGUUCUUCUUUGAGAAUGAAAAUGUGUGCAUGAUCUUCAAUGCGGGUGAGUUGACCUUGGUAGAGUAUGGAGCCAAUGAGAUCUUGGGAUGUGUGAGGACAGAGUUCAUGAACCCUCACCUCAUCAGUGUAAGGCUUAACGAACGCAAGCAGCUGAACGUGGACGACAAUAAGAAGAUGGCUUAUCUUGUGGACCUGAAGACCAUAGCCAUAGUGGACCUGGCCUUUGGCUAUAACGUCGCGACCCUGGCCCAUGACUCCAAGGUGGACUGGCUGGAACUCAACGAGACUGGUCGAAAGUUGCUCUACAGGGACAAGAAACUAAGGCUCCAUCUCUUUGAUGUCGACACCCAGUUGAAAACCACCAUUUUGAACUACAGCAGCUAUGUACAGUGGGUGCCUCAGAGUGAUGUUGUAGUAGCUCAGAACAGAGGAAACCUUUGUGUGUGGUACAACAUUGAUCAUCCAGAGAGAGUAACCAUGUUCCCAAUGAAGGGAGAUAUCGUUGAUCUUGAGAGAGCUGAUGGUAAGACUGAUGUCAUCGUCAAUGAAGGGGUCACGUCUGUAUCGUACACCCUUGACGAAGGUCUGAUUGAGUUUGGUACUGCCAUCGAUGAUGGGGAUUAUGCAAGAGCUGUCGCCUUCUUGGAAACACUGGAGAUGACACCAGAAACAGAGGCGAUGUGGAAGACCCUCGCCAAGCUAUCCCUCGGAGCCAAACAGCUCCACAUCGCCGAACGUUGCUUUGCUGCCCUCGGGGAUGUUGCCAAGGCCAGGUACCUGCGUAAGAUCAACAAGCUCGCCGGUGAUAUCAGCAAAGAAACGGGAGAAGACGGUAUGAAUCAUUACAGUGUUCGAGCCAAGCUGGCCGCUCUGAACAAGGAUUUCUGGGAUGCAGAAACGAUCUACCUUGAGCAAAAUGCAAUUGACGAAGCCAUGGAGAUGUAUCAAGAGCUACACAAAUGGGAUGAGGCCAUCAAUGUCGCACAAGGGAAGGGCCAUCCUGAAUUGGAAACCCUGCGUCGGAACUACUACCAGUGGCUGAUGGACACGCGACAAGAGGAGAAAGCUGGAGAGCUCAAGGAGCACGAGGGCGAUCUUCAUGCCGCCAUAAGCCUCUACAUGAAGGCCGGGAUGCCAUCCCGAGCAGCGCGACUCGUUACAAGCAACGACGAGCUGAUGGACAAUCGUGAGCUGGUGCAGCGCAUCGCGACGACGCUCAUCAAGGGGGAGUUCUAUGAAAGGGCUGGUGAUCUCUUUGAGAAGACAAGGGAUGAGCAGAGAGCCUUGGAGUGCUACCGACGAGGAAAGUCUUACAGAAGGGCCGUGGAGUUGGCACGCCAGGCCUUCCCUAGUGACGUGGUGAAGCUGGAGGAGGAAUGGGGAGAUCAUUUGGUCUCCCAGAAGCAACUAGAUGCUGCCAUUAAUCAUUACAUCGAAGCAGGCGCAUCCCACAAAGCAAUCAAGGCUGCGGUGGACUCACACCAGUGGACCAAAGCAGAGCAGAUCAUUCAGCUCCAGGAACCAGAAAUCGGAGAGCGCUACUUCCCCGUCAUCGCUAAGCAUUACGUCACGAUCCAUGAUUAUGAGAAUGCCGAGAGGUACUAUAUACAGGCCGGACAGACCAAGGAAGCUAUUGAUAUGUACACAGCAGCCGGGAAGUGGGAGGAGGCCCAUAGGCUUGCAAUGACAUGUAUGAAAGGAGAGGACAUCAAAGUUCUGUAUGUCAACCAAGCACAGGAGAUGGAGGCGCAGGGCAAGUUCAGGGAGGCUGAGAGACUCUAUCUGACCGUACGUGAACCUGACCUAGCCAUCACCAUGUACAAGAAACAACGUCAGUUUGAUCACAUGGUACGACUGGUCAAGCAACAUCAUCCAGAUCUUCUACAAGACACUCACCUUCAUCUUGCUAAGGAGCUUGAGAAUGACGGAGCCUUGCGUCAAGCAGAGCAGCACUUCUUGGAAGCCAAGGAUUGGAAAGCAGCCGUCAAUAUGUACAGGACUGCUGAUCUAUGGGACGAGGCUUACAGGGUUGCCAAGGCCAAUGGAGGAGCCAACGCUUCCAAGCAGGUAGCCUACCUCUGGGCCAAGAGUCUAGGGGGAGAUUCGGCCGUCAAGCUGCUUACCAAGUUCGGUCUGCUGGAGGCUGCCAUUGAUUAUGCCGCUGACAACUGUGCAUUUGAGUUUGCAUUCGACCUGGCCCGUUCAGCAAUGAAAAAUAAGAUGGGUGAUAUUCAUCUGAAGCAUGCUAUGUAUCUUGAAGAUGAAGGCAAAUACAAGGAGGCAGAGGCCGAGUUCAUCAAGGCUAACAAACCCAAGGAAGCAGUCCUUAUGUAUGUACACAACCAGGACUGGGACUCCGCCCAGAGGAUCGCAGAAGACUACGACUCUGACAGCGUCUCCGAUGUCUUGGUCGGUCAGGCCAGGCAGUCCUUUGAACAGAAAGAAUUCCAGAAAGCGGAGUCCUUCCUUCUCAGAGCACAACGGCCUGAGCUGGCUGUCAAGUACUAUAAGAAUGCUGAGAUGUGGCAGGAUGCCCUACGGGUGUGUAAGGAGUACAUCCCUCACAAGCUACAGCAGCUUCAAGAUGAAUACGAUAGAGAGGUUCUCAACAAAGGUACCAGAGGGUCAAACAACCUUGUUCAGCAGGGCAAAGAAUGGGAAGCGUCCGGAGAGUAUGCGAGGGCGAUUGACUGUUAUCUCAAGCUCACUCCUAAACUCACAACUGAUACUGAACUCCUCGCACAGUGCUGGAACAAGGCUGCUGAGCUUGCCAUGAAGUUUAUGGACUCCAGCAAGGCUUUGGAUAUCACAAAGGUCGUCUGCCCUCGCUUGGCGGAAAUCAACAAGCACAACAUGGCUGCGGAGCUCUACCUUAGUCUGGACCUGAUCAAGGAGGCCAUAGACACCCUGAUGGACGGAGGAGAGUGGGCCAGGGCGCAGAAGGUGGCCAAGGAGCUUGAGCCUCGCUACGAGCGCUACGUCGAUGACAAGUACAAGGACUUCUUGAAGAGCGAGGGCCGAGCUGAAUCUCUGGCUACUGUUGACAUCAUCGCUGCCCUCGACAUGUACGUGGACCGUGGCGAGUGGGAGAAAUGCAUGGAAACGGCUGAGAAGCAAGGCUACAAGGUCCUGCACAAGUAUGUAGCCUUGUACGCCAGUCACUUGAUCAAGGAGAAUAACUUCUUCAAGGCUCUGGAUCUGUAUGUACACCAUGGGGCACCACCAAACUCACAGAACUUCAACAUCUACAAACGCAUUGCCAAUGAGAUCUUCGCCGCCCCUAACCUAGACAAACCGGACUCCUACAAAGUUUGGGCUGAUCUAAGGGAUGUUCUUCUCAAUCUGUGUGAGAACAUGCAACAGACGCAGAUGGCAAACACCGCCCCCCAUCAGGAGUUUGAAACAAUGCUGACCAUCGCUCAUUACUAUGCCAACAGGAGUGCAUGCAUGGCACAGAAGAAUCUGGAACCUGUAGCAGCCAAGCUCUCCAUAGCUCUCUUGCGUCACAGCGACGUCAUCCCAGCAGACAAAGCGUUCUACGAAGCUGGUGUCCAGGCCAGGGCCCAGAACAUGUACAGCAUGGCCUUUGUAUUCCUCAACCGAUUCCUGGACCUUACUGAGGCCAUCGAGGAAGGCAGUUUAGACAUCCUUGACAACACUGACUUUCAGGAUACAGACAUUCCAUUUGAAGUACCGCUACCAGAGAAGCAACACAUUGCGGAUGAUCGACGUGAGGAGGUCAAGGAGUGGGUCCUGUCCAUCUCCAUGGACCAGCAGGUGGAACAGGUCCUGGACAAGGACGAGAGAGAUACCUACGUAGCCUCGCUGAUCGCUGCCAACUCAGGGAUGAGAUCACUACCAUGUGUCAUUACAGGCUACCCUGUCCUACGAAACAAGCUUGAUUUCAAACGACCUGACAUGGCAGCUAACAAAGAUGACUGGAACAAGUUCCUGAUGGCUACAAAGAUGUCGCACAGCACAGAGUGCCAGGAUGUCCUUAAGUUCGUUGGUCAGUGGUGCGGAGCCACGCCCAACCCUAGCUACACAUUCCAGUGAUACCAUCUCAACCACACCCCCAUCACCAUGGUAAUCAAGAGAAAGGGGCGGGAAUAUGAUGUAGGUCUCUCUCGGGAUAAGUAGCCUUACUGCCUGAUGAUUCAUAUAUUUUGAUAAAUUUCAACAUUAAUUAUUAGUACUAUUUCACUCAAAGAUAAAUGUUUUUUUUAAUUAUUGAAGGUGUAUCUUAUUAGUACUAUGACAAUUCUGUUGCUUUGUCAGUAGUGUCACAUUUGUGUUGCUAGUUUAAGUAACUCUUGUGCAUUCAACUUUAUAAUGUUUGCAAUUUACUCUCUGUUUGUACAGAUAGUAUGCCAAAAAGGUGAAAUUAUUUUACAUGUAUGUGUCACAAAGUACAAUUGUAUAAUAAUGGAGUAUGGACGUGCAAACAAGUUGAUUAUUUUAUGGCAUUAUCCAACAUCUGCAAAGCAAUAUUGACUGUUAUGAAGAAGAAUGGUUGCCAACAUAUAAAGAUUUUACUUGAAAAAAUAUUCAUUGUCACCUUGAUGUAAGCAUUAGACUUAUUUUUAUCAUGCCACGGUCUUGAUUAGUCUGCUGUGUAAUCCCUUCCCUUGGGUUAAGGGGUCUGAAUGUCCAGCCUACAAAGACAUGUGUACUGAAGGCCCUCUACACGUGCUAGUCUUUGUGUGAAGACCCACUUGUUGAUCAACGUUUCAAUCAGGGUCUG
Lytechinus variegatus (green sea urchin) is the source of this 6065-nucleotide messenger RNA. RefSeq names its product intraflagellar transport protein 172 homolog. The coding region runs from base 122 to 5377 and encodes 1751 amino acids. The record is from RefSeq and is a predicted model, not a curated record. Gene Ontology annotation, biological process: intraciliary transport. Gene Ontology annotation, molecular function: protein binding. The transcript has 38 exons. Lineage: Eukaryota; Metazoa; Echinodermata; Echinoidea; Temnopleuroida; Toxopneustidae. Gene Ontology annotation, cellular component: axoneme; ciliary basal body; intraciliary transport particle B.